AUGGCGGCCGGGCACUUCCGGGUCCGCAACAACCUGCCGCGGCCCGAGGCCUCGCGAGGUCGCUGCUGCCCCCUGCCGGCGUCUCGGAGGCCCUGCGCGCUGCCCUUCCCGGAGACCGGCCGACUCACCGCCUCGGAGAGCAAAUCCGCGGCAGAAAGACAGCCUUCUGUUCCAAAAUUUGAAAAGGUUCCUUGGCUUAGUGAGGCCAGCCUGGUAAACAAGCCACUAGUGCUCAGCCUUCCCAAAAGAUGUCCUCAAUCCUCUACCAGUUAUCCACCUUUAUCCAAGAAGGACAGGAAUUUGCCAAUUUUGUUUCAAGUUCCAGAUGUAUUAUCUCAGGCCAGGAGGAAGCAGAGUCACUCCAUGCUUCUCAGAAACAAUUGGCUGUGCUCCACAUGUCAAGAAAUAACCACAGUACAACCAAGAACCAUGAAAAUCCCAGAUACUCUGAAACUAUCCUUUGAGAAUUUUAUGCGUCACAAACUCCAUUAUCCCAGAUCCCAGACUGUUCUCAAAUCUUCCCAGGAUGACAUCUCCACAGAGAGCAUUCACUACAGACUGCCCAUCCGGGGCCCCAGGACAUCUGUCUUCCAGGGACUGCUGUCAAAUGCCUACGAAACUUUGCAGGCUAUGCAACCUUCUUCCUUGCCCAAAAAGGAACCAAGGGGGAAGAGCACAAGGCAGUGAGGAGUCGGAGCUCAUCACCUCCAGACUCCUAGAGAGAACAAACAGUCCACCAAGCCCCUCCCUGACUUCAUUUUGCCUUCCCAGGAGUUGCUAGUAGUCUAGUUUUGCCAGCAUCGUCUCCCCUACAUCUCCUAAAGACGAAUGGGCUUAAUUUAUAUAAUGAUAAUGAUUUA
Molecule: messenger RNA, 860 nt
Organism: Otolemur garnettii (small-eared galago)
Lineage: Eukaryota; Metazoa; Chordata; Mammalia; Primates; Galagidae
Gene: CUNH1orf105
Product: chromosome unknown C1orf105 homolog
Exons: 7
Coding region: 1-687 (228 amino acids)
Source: RefSeq, a predicted model, not a curated record